Molecule: messenger RNA, 1214 nt
Organism: Neocloeon triangulifer
Lineage: Eukaryota; Metazoa; Arthropoda; Insecta; Ephemeroptera; Baetidae
Product: NECAP-like protein CG9132
Exons: 5
Coding region: 62-814 (250 amino acids)
Biological process (GO): endocytosis
Cellular component (GO): clathrin vesicle coat; membrane
Source: RefSeq, a predicted model, not a curated record
UAACGUAAAUUUUGUUUAGUUGGUAGCUCUGCAGGCUAAAUUUUUUGGAGAACGAUUAAAAAUGGAGACGUACGAAAGUGUUUUGCUCGUGAAAUCCGAGGUUUUUGUUUUCAAGAUUCCUCCCAGAGCCACGAACAGAGGCUACAGGGCCGCCGAUUGGAAUCUGGCCGAACCCGAAUGGACAGGUCGCAUGAAACUGGUGAGCAAAGGCAACGACUGCACCAUCAAACUGGAAGACAAAAAUACUGGAGAGUUGUUUGCCAAAUGCCCUAUUGAGCAGUACCCUGGCAUGGCCAUCGAGGCCGUCGCCGACUCUUCUAGAUAUUUUGUUCUGAGAAUCCAGGACGAUAAUGGCCGCUCUGCAUUCAUUGGCAUUGGCUUCACCGACCGAUCAGACAGCUUUGACCUUAAUGUGGCGCUUCAGGAUCACUUCAAGCGACUCCAAAGCGACCAGCAAAUCGAGAAGGAAAAGGACACACCAAAGCAGCAGCUUGACCUGAGUUUCAAGGAGGGGGAGACUAUCAAGAUCAACAUGAAAAUUACGAAAAAAGAUGGCAGCGAAGCGACUGGUCGUCCGAAGCCCAAAGCAGGUGGUGCAGGCGGAUUGGGAAUUUUGCCACCUCCACCUGGAGGAGUCAAGGUGCCGCCCCCACCCAAACUGACCCCAACCUCCUCACCGAGCCACCAGAAGGCUCCUAGCAGCUCGGACUCGGCAGCUCAAGGAGAGAAUUGGGGUGAAUUCGCCAGUGCUAAUGAGCAAAGUGGAAAUGCGGCCUCGCCAAGCUCCAAUCAGUCAAGUUGGGUGCAGUUCUGAACGAUCGAUUAAGCAAGACUGAGGACAGCGCUAGUGUUGGCCCCUGAUUCCUCGGAAUUGAGCAAAAAUGUCUCCAUACUAUGUAAACUCAAACGAUCACCUGAAUCACUCAGCAUUUCGAGAAGCUUAGCUUGUUGAAAGUCUAGCCUCUCUCAAGACUAGGAAGGAUGACGUUCUGUUUGUCUCGGAAGUUUUUCUUAUCAGCGUUUUUUUUUCAAAAUGUAUUUUUUUUGCAUAGCGAAAGCUGUGUGGCUCUGCCGUUCCUUUGUUGCUAACACUUUACACUUAAAUUGAUUUAAUUAAGUCUCAAUCGCUAGCAGAAUAAUUAUAUAUAUUUUGGUUCUGAAUGUGUGUUAUCAAGUGGAUUAUUUUUUUAAAUAUAUUUUUUGAAUGUUCUCGA